CAGGGCCGGCGAGGCGGGCGGGGCCGCGCCGGCCGCUGCACCUCGGCCUUGGCCCAUAAUCCCGCUCGCGGGCCGGUCAACCUGGAGCCGCGACGUUAUUGGCACCUCUCCGGGUGUCGGGCCUUUCCCUGCUGGGAUCGGAUCCUGGGAAUGUCCUAACUGCCCGUGGGGAGAACCUCACUCUCGGCCCGCGGUUCUGAUCCAAGAACUGGAAGUUGACAGCUUGGCAGCUUUGCUCCUGGAUCUGCCUCCUCUCCUCACCGUCUCAUUUCCUUCCCCAGGAUUGUCAGUGGGUUCCCCCAAGGAGAGCUGACCGCCCCGGGCUGCUGCUGACCUCCGCCAGAGUUGAGCCACAAUGUCCCCGGAAUCUAAAAAGCUUUUCAACAUUAUUAUUUUAGGAGUUGCCUUUAUGUUUAUGUUCACCGCCUUUCAAACUUGUGGAAAUGUGGCGCAAACUGUCAUCAGGAGCUUAAAUAGCACAGAUUUUCAUGGCAGUGGAUAUACCAGCAUGGCAAUUAUAUAUGGAGUGUUCUCUGCUUCAAAUUUGAUUACACCAUCAGUGGUUGCCAUUAUAGGACCUCAGCUUUCUAUGUUUGCAAGUGGUUUAUUUUACAGCAUGUACAUUGCCGUUUUUAUCCAGCCUCUCCCAUGGUCCUUCUACACAGCCUCUGUUUUCAUUGGAAUUGCAGCUGCCGUGCUUUGGACAGCACAAGGAAAUUGCCUGACAAUAAAUUCAGAUGAGCAUACUAUUGGGAGAAACAGUGGAAUUUUCUGGGCACUCUUACAAUCUAGCUUGUUCUUUGGAAAUCUCUACAUAUAUUUUGCUUGGCAGGGGAAAACUCAAAUAUCAGAGAGUGACCGAAGAACAGUGUUUAUUGCCCUGACAGUGAUUAGCCUUGUGGGGACAGUUCUUUUCUUUCUCAUUCGGCAGCCAGAUUCUGAAAACGUCCUAGGAGAAGAUGAGUCUUCUGAUGACCAGGACCUGGAAGUCAACGAGUGUGGAAGCCUCUUUGGCCUGCUGAGCAAGAAUAAUCGUUUUGGUAGAAAUCCAGUUGUGUUGUUGGGCAUCCUGGUGCAUUUUAUAGCUUUUUAUUUGAUAUUUCUCAACAUGCCUGGGGAUGCCCCUAUUGCUCCUGUUGAAGGGACUGAUAGCAGCGCUUACAUCAAAUCCAGCAAAGAAGUCGCCAUCUUCUGCAGUUUCCUGUUGGGUCUUGGGGACAGCUGCUUCAAUACCCAGCUGCUUAGUAUCUUAGGCUUUCUGUACUCUGAAGACAGCGCGCCGGCCUUUGCGGUCUUCAAGUUUGUGCAGUCCAUCUGUGCAGCCGUGGCAUUUUUCUACAGUAACUACUUGCUGCUUCACUGGCAACUCCUGGUCAUGGUGAUAUUUGGAUUCUUUGGGACGAUUUCAUUUUUCUCCGUGGAGUGGGCCGCCGCCGCCAUCGUGGCCCGGGGCUCUGACUACCGAAGCAUUUGACCUGGGGCGCCUGCCAGGUGGGACAACAGCUGCAGGUGGCAGAGGGGAGGAGAGCCCAGUUGAAGAAGCCACCUUCCCUUUCCACAGAGUAUUGGAUGAUGUUCAGGAAGGAAAAUCAAAGAAUUAAGACUGCUCAGUCUGCCAGGGUUGGUGUUCAAGUUUACAGACAUUAGCUAUUUAAAACAAGCAGAAUAAGGGAAACUUGUUCUGUCAGUUAUACUCGUUCAGAAAUGUUGUUUUUCAAUUCCUCUGUCUCAAGUUCCUUAUAAUCAUGUUAUGGAGUGUAAAUGUUUUCUUCGCCCUCCUGUUCUCGUUGAAAGAUGCUGCCCUGAUUCAGAACACUAGGCCGAAUGUCAAGUGAAGAUUCUUGCUGGGCAUGGAGUGUGUGCUACUAUGUAAUAAUAGGGAGCAUAUGCCCGCCCCACAUAUGUGUCUGCGAAUGACAUUUAAAUAAAUUGUGAGAUGCUGAAGUGGAAUCUUUGAAAAGAUUUGCACUUUCUUCCUCCUUAAA
This is a messenger RNA of Leptonychotes weddellii (Weddell seal), 1985 nucleotides long. The record is from RefSeq and is a predicted model, not a curated record. Lineage: Eukaryota; Metazoa; Chordata; Mammalia; Carnivora; Phocidae.